This is a messenger RNA of Metarhizium acridum CQMa 102, 1911 nucleotides long. RefSeq lists its product as uncharacterized. The record is from RefSeq and is a predicted model, not a curated record. Gene Ontology annotation, molecular function: protein-arginine deiminase activity; calcium ion binding. Lineage: Eukaryota; Fungi; Ascomycota; Sordariomycetes; Hypocreales; Clavicipitaceae. Gene Ontology annotation, cellular component: cytoplasm.
AUGCACAAGGCAGCGGUACUCGCACUUGGUGUGCUGGCGACCACUUGCCGUGCUUUCGAGGCCGUCAUUCUUGCCGACACGAAUCGAGACGGAAAGGUUGACAUAACCGGGGACUCGGAUGUUGCACAAAAGUACACUUGGACGGAGGAACGAGGAGCUAUUUUCAUGGCCAAUAUUGCCGAUACGAACCACCGAUGCUCCGCUAGGAAUAAUUCCAGCCGUCUUGACAAGUGCCACGACGCAUCCGAUAACAUCCUACGCAACCCCAAGUACCUGGCGCCUCUACGCACCGUCGCUAACCGUACCUUGAGCGACGCAGCUAAGGGCAAGAUCUUCGUCUCUGGCAAAGAUGCCGAAAAAAAUGUCCGCAUCUUCCACAAGAACGGUGAUGAUUGGAGCUAUGUCAACAAGAGCUAUGUCUUCAGGCCUGCUGAUCUGCGGGCCGGUCUAGAGCUGGGGAUUGACGCACGGGACGUUAGUCGACCCAAGGGGUGGGAUGGCAUGGCCAUGGUCAACUUCAAAUUGACUGACCUGGAAGAGUCUGCCAAUGAUACCGUCGCACUUCGAGUUGCGCCCAUUCUGAUACCUCAUGAUAAACGAAGGCUUGAAAAAAUGUCGGUUUCAACUCACAAAAGCCACCCAGGGUGGGAGUUGUUUGCCCAGCAUUUGGAGACGUAUCUAGUUGAUCAUAGGUUUGAGGAGCCUCUGACCAGGAUCGACAGUGAGCGUGGCUGGGCUCAUGACCACUUCAAAGCCGGAUAUACCAGUAUGCCGGGACCCGACGGGCCCGUUUCCCUGCGCGUCUAUGUCAAGGGCUGUCUAAGGGGACCUGAGGGCCAAAGAGUGUUUGCGGAUAUGAGAGGUGACUGGGCCGGCGCCGUUCGACAUUAUGAGGCAUCCGACUUGGAUUCCGACCAGCUGGGGAAUAUUGAAAUCAUACCUCCCCAUUCCCACAACGGCGCAAGCUACCCUGCGGGAAGAGCAGUCAUGGGAUUCGGCCACUUCGUGUCAAACCACAAGGCGCCGAGGAUACUGAAAUUCUUGCAGGCUCAGAAGCUACAGUACCCCUUCACCCUCGAUCACAGCUGGCUCUUUCAUGGCCAGAUUGCCGAUUACAUGCAGUUCGUGCCUGUCAACAGCUCCCGAGGAUGGACAAUGAUCGUGGCCGACCCCGUUGGCACGCUCAACUUGUUCAAGAAGGCCCAAGCGGACGGCCAUGGUGAGACUAUAGCGAUAUCUCAUCAUACCUUCCUAAGAACAGAGAAUGAGCUGGAUUGCGACUCACUGACCAUUGAUCAGCUUCUUCGGCUUCCUCUCAUCAUAAAAACUACCGAGUGGUCCGGAAAGAACAUUGCACACAGCAUCAACGUUAUCAAGAACGAAACUGGGAUUACUGAAGAUGAGAUCAUACGCGUUCCGACCCUUUUCUACGCCUAUGAUGGCAUCGCAACGCUGAGGCAGCUGUACUGUUAUGGAGAUAGAUAUGACAAACCUCCAAGGACAAUGCCCUUGAAGGCUCUACGCUGGUGGCCGCAUUACCUGUCAAACCUGGCAAAGAACCUCUUUGAGGUGCUACGGUCCAAGCCCUGGCCUUCCAAAGCUAUUUAUCCCACAGCCACCAACGGCAUUUACUUUGAAAACGGCCAAUACCUGAGCCCGUACCCCUUCGGACCCCUCAUCGGCGAGUCGGACAUUUUCAUCGAGGCUAUCCGCGAGGCUUUCGGCAAGGCCGGACUGAAUGUUACUUUCUUCGAGAACUGGUCUAUUCAUCACAUGCGUGAUGGUGGAAUUGAGCGUGCCGUCAAUGUGGAACGCGAUAUUUUUCAAAGGUGGUGGACGAUGGCUGGCGCUGAUGAAACGCCUUUACGUGAAGUCCCUCCGGGUAAUUAUACCCAGUAUCGGCGCGCCUGA